ACAGGCCGCUCAGUAGUCAGCCGCAGUGUGUCGCAUCAACUUCGAGCGCGAGCACGUUCGAAUCGCGCGCAUGUACCGCGUACACCUUUAUUUUUUUUAAGCACCGAGAGUGUGACAUAAAGAUCGUUUCUUUUCGCGGUGACUGUGAAUUUUUUUCUGGGUCGAAUUUCGAAAAGUCGCAGUGUGUGAGUGACAGCUGGUGCGGAGAACGGGAGCUGAUGGUAAAUUAUACACACGGCAUGUGCAUGCGUGACAUGGAUUGAAUGUCAAUCGACGUUUGUUCGCUCUGUUUUUGUCGUGGAUUUUGAUAUAAAACUAAGGAAACCAAGCAUCAGCUCUUGACUCAAGCCACAAAGAAGUCGUUCACUCGCUUAAAAAGAAAAAAAAAUGCUGGUCAUCGGUCUGCUCUUCGUGGCCACAGUGAGCGGUGCCGCGGCUAUAGACCACCUGCACGUCAAGUACCAGUGGAAGCAGAUAGACUACGACUGGCCGAACGAGGAGACUAAACGACUGUUUCCGAAGUAUAAACAGGAGGACAAUCUACCGCUCGGACUCGAGGUCGCUGGAGAUCGGCUCUUCAUUACGGUACCGCGAUGGAGACAAGGCGUCGUCGCCAGUCUUAAUUACAUCAAAAUUAAUGACUCUCGAACAUCGCCACCGCUCAUACCCUACCCUUCGUGGGAGGCUCACCAAUACAGCGGCGGCUCACCUCCGGAGAUCGUCUCGACCUUCCGCGUACGUGCCGAUCGCUGCAAUCGACUUUGGGUCCUGGAUACCGGUCUGUCCGACAUCCUCGGAGCACCGGAGCAGGAUUCUGUACCCACGCUUCUGGUUUACGAUCUGACCAACGACCAGCUUCUCCGCAAGUACCCGAUUCCCGAUGACCACCGAACCUACGAGUCGCUGUUUGCCAACAUCGCAGUCGAGGAUUACGACUGCGAUGACUCGUACGGCUAUCUCGGAGAUCUGGGCGGGCCUGGUUUGGUCGUCUAUUCCUGGAAACUGGCCAAGUCAUGGCUGGUGAAGCAUCACUACUUCCAUCCGGAUCCUCAGUCCGGUGAAUUCAACGUCGGCGGUAUCCCCUUCCAGUGGUCGGACGGCAUUUUCGGAUUAGCCCUGGCGCCGACCGGAGACGGUUACAGCACACUCUACUUCCAUCCGCUGUCCAGCACUAUGGAGUUCGCCGUUAGUACGAGGCUUCUGCGUGAUCCUGAGAGAGUUGCUUCGUCAGAAGCCUUCCAUCAGUUCCAAGUACUGGGCUCGCGCGGACCUAACGGUCAGAGCAGCGUCAGUUUCCUCGACCCGGAGACCGGAAUUCUGAUUUACGCCCUGACGAACUUGAAUGCAAUUGCGUGCUGGCGAACCGGCACCAAGUACAGCAUACAGCAACAGGGUAGGGUCUACAUGGACAACGUCACGAUGGUCUUUCCCAAUGACCUGAAGAUAGAUCGGAACGGCACGAUCUGGGUGUUGUCCGACCGAUUGCCGGCCUUCAUGUACCACACGCUCGACCCCAACGACUAUAACUUUCGGAUCCUCGCCGGGACCGUCCGUGAAGCGGUCCAAGGCACGAUAUGUUCGAUGGGUAUGUCAGAUCGAACUACCACCCCCAGUACCAAAUGGCCCAAGUCUUACGACAACCGGGCCAACCGACUGCCCGUCCGAAGCGGUGAAGCCCAGCAAGGUCCGAACUUCGUCUCUAUCGGACUCGCCGCCACUGCCGCGACAAUUUUACGGCUCCUCGCGAUACGGGCCUAAUAUCGACCAGUAUUUUUGGUACGCCGUUAGCCUCAUUCCUGUGCUCAAUUUCCUCGCGAGGUACGUCGAGAGGCGGUACAUGAGGUGGAAUGCUUAGCGAAGAUCGUGAAAAUGUUCGUGUAUCUGUACGAUUAUUACAUGCAUUUCUAUGUGAGACUGGAAAAUUCGACGCGUUGAGGAGUAAUCCAAGAUAUUUGAUUGGUACAUGCGUUUGAAUUUUGACUUUAAUGUCGAUGGAUAUAGUUUUUGGAAAGCACACGGAAUGAAGGUUGACUGUUAUCUUGUUAAUCAAAGAACGAGUUGUGUUUUUAGCUUUGUAAGCUCUUAUUUUUUACGUUUUUAGUUUUUAAUUUAUAGAUUCUUUAUAACUGAGAAGAUCGUUUGUAGAUUUUAUACCACAAAUAAAUAUAUUUGUUUAUAAGCCACUAAAUUUAAGACAGCAGUAUAUAGGCUUUGGCUGUUAAGAUGAAUAUAGAAUUUUGAGUUAUCUGUGCAUAACUACAACUGCCAUUAGAUUAUAUUUUAAAAUCAAACUGUAAAAAUUAUACUCGUAUUAAUGUCUUACAGUUGGUGCACAUUGUAAUUGAAUAAAUAUGUGUUAAUUUGUAAGAUGUUACCAAAAAAUCAUUCUUAUCAAUGUCAAGUAUAAAAAAUUGAAAUUCAUUGACUAGAUCCAAUCGGUGCGUUUAGGCUAGUGAGUAUUUAUGCAUACAGCGAACGUUGUCACAUGCUCCGGUGUAUUUGGAUUUGGAUCACAAAUUGUCAUAUUUUUGCGCUACAAAUGUUAUUUAAGUUAUUUUUUAUUUUAGUACUUUUUUAACGAUUGUUCAGUUGGAAAUUUGAAGCAUGAUAUUAUUUUUGUAAACCCAAAUAAAUACUCUUAUGGUAAAAUAA
Molecule: messenger RNA, 2652 nt
Organism: Nasonia vitripennis (jewel wasp)
Lineage: Eukaryota; Metazoa; Arthropoda; Insecta; Hymenoptera; Pteromalidae
Gene: yellow-b
Product: yellow-b
Exons: 6
Coding region: 388-1758 (456 amino acids)
Cellular component (GO): extracellular region
Source: RefSeq, a predicted model, not a curated record